AUGUCGUCGAAGGAUUGCGCCCAGACGUCAACAUCGCAGCCAUUGACGGCCAGCCUUGCGGCAGAUCAGGGCCAUCCGGCGGCCUCCCUCGCCGGCGCCUGUCCCAUAGGCGCCCUUGAAUGGGUCGGGGAGGAGGUGGCAUGCCCCCAUGGCCGCAGGGAGGGGCCCAGCACAGGGCAGAUGAAUAGCCUGGGAUCGCCGUCGGUUGUGGACGGGCGUGGCGGUGCGGGAACCAGCCGGGGUGGGCCGGGGCAAGGAGGCCAUCAGAGCCACAGGGGCGCUGUAGGAGCGGAUGAGGGGCCAGCGGCGACGCAGUCGAGCACGUUCCAAGACUUUGAGGCGGCGUCGCAGCACGGAUCGCUGUCAGCGCAAUUUGGCUGUCGCUCGCAGCGGGGUGAUCAUCGACGGGGUGGAAGAGCGGCUGGGUGCACACAAGCACCCGCCCAGGCGGGAGCACACGGAGGAGCACAGGCUGGACAUCCGCCUCGAGGCGAGGGUGGGGGAUGGAGCUGCAUUGCUGGGCGCAAUGGACCGCCCAGCGAGCCGCAAGCCAGGAGGCCUGUUUUCAGCAGGCCCUCUGGGAGGAAUUUCGAUCACGAAGCGCCCACCCUGUGGCCGCAGUCCCCGUCCAGGCAUGCCGACAGGGCACAGGAAGGGAUGACGCGGCCCGCAUACUUCCCCGCACAGCACGCACCCUGGCAGCACAGACCAUUGCCCCACCCUGGGUACGAGGACUGGGAGGCGCCUGGCGGCCACCCCCCUUGCCUUCCUUGGUUUUUGGACGCGUGUGGGCAACACUCUGGAGGUCCCUCGCCCUUCACAGAUCAGGCGGAAGCGACGGGCUAUUCAGGCCUGCCCUAUGGGAGCUGGCGCCAGAAUUUCGAUGAGCCUUGGCGCUGCCCGGCAGGUGGCAGUGGUGGAGUGGCGUUUGGCGGCUGCGGCUAUCGGUGGGAGGGACAGCCAGGUGCUGGGAUGGCCAACUACCCAUCCAGGAGGGAAGCAUGGAAUCAGGGUGGGUACACCACGGACAUGGGCUGUGAGAACAUGUUUCCCAGACACUUUCCACAGCAGGGCCAGUGGCGGCCAUGCAUGGCAGGCAGUGCAAUGCCCACACCGCCUCCUCCACACCUGCAAGCUAUGAGUGGAAUGCCUGCUCACAUGCACCAGGCUCUGCUCCCGCCGCCCCCGCCACCCCCGCCACCCCCACCACGGCGACCAUCACACCAAAGGUCGCACAGUGCAUUCACCCCUCGUCGUUCCCAUCGCAGUGGUCGACAUGGUCAAGAUGGCAGGCAGCCAGACUCAGGCACCAGCGAGGCAUUCAGGCAUUUUGGCAUACCUGGGAGCGGCUAUGGGGAGAUGGCUGCCUAUGGCUUUCAAUACGACUUGGAACUCGAUCGGAGGAGACGACGGCCAGGGGGUACGAAUGAAUCGCGCUGGCACUGCCUGGCGAUGGCUCUGCAGCAUGCUGUGGUGGGACCUGCGGCUGCCAGGCCAUUCCAGAUGGUGAUGCAGAAUUUCAUGGACUGCGGCCCCAGGGACGGCCUGACCUCCGACCAGUUCGCCCAUAUAGACGAGAUAACCGUGGGCAAGCAGCUGUCGAUCGAGGAUCUGACGUCCCUCAUGGACACCGACUCGCCCCAGUGCUGCAUCUGCAUAGAGGGCUUCAAGGCUGGGGACAGGGUUCGCAUGCUGCCCUGCAACCAUCAGCACAUGUUCCACACCAUCUGCAUCUGGGGCUGGGUCAAGGAGCACCACGAGUGCCCCAUCUGCCGCGGCGACCUCAAGCUCUUGUUGGGGAUGAUGGGCGCCGAUUCAAGGCGGCACCCAGAGGGCCCUGAACCCCCGCACGGGCCCCAGGAUCCGGCUGCCCGCCGCCACGCCCAAGAUGACCGUUUUCCCGAACGCAGGGACGGCUCCAGACCGCCAGAGUGGUACCUCGAGUGGCUGUACGGCCAGUCGUCGGCCGGGCGGGGCAGGCAGUCGGCGCCUGACCCCCCUCCGCCCACCGGGACCCGUGGGCGGGGCUUGUGGUCCCCAAGGGACGGGGACCCGGGCCGGGGCCCAGAGGACCAGGCGGGGCCGUCGCGCAAGGAACAGCGGGGGGCGGGCGGCGGCAGGUGCGCCGCGCAUGCCCACGGCCGAUCGCGCCGGUCGACGGCAUUUCGCGAUCCUGCGCCGCCGUUCGAGGGGCUCCCGCCACAAGGGGAGGAUGGCAAGGUGGGCGGCAGCGGCGCACACGUUGGGGGCCAUGAGCAUCGACCCAGGAGCCUCCGACCGCGGGAACCGAAUCAGAUCCCUCAAUCGCAGCGGCCGGGGGUCGCGUCUGCGCCCAGGACGCCGAUCGGGCAAGGAUCGACUCCGCCGCCGGCCGGCGGCGAUCGGGAGGGGGAUGGCGAGUCGGAGGAUGCGGACUGCAGCAGCCGGCUGUCGGUGAGGGACCCCGUGGUGUCCGGCCCGCCCAGGGGGUCCCACAACAAGGCGGUGGGGUCGCCUGUGGCCCGCCCCGGGGCGCGCGCCAAGGUGCGCGCCAGGCACCGGUCCGCGGAUGCCGGCAGCUGCUUCACGGGCGCGGGCGAGGGCACGGCGCCGUGGUGGGCGCUGAUGGAGGACGGGCCCGGGGCGCCGGACCCUGGGGACCGCGAAGGGGGCCCCAAGGGCGGUCCCGGGGGGGCGGAAUCGGAGCGGGAAGGCGAGGAGGGGGCCGUUGGGGGCUGGGGAGGGCCGCCCGAUCGGGAGCAUCAGCGAUGA
Ostreobium quekettii is the source of this 2751-nucleotide messenger RNA. NCBI's taxonomy places the organism in Eukaryota, Viridiplantae, Chlorophyta, Ulvophyceae, Bryopsidales, Ostreobiaceae. The record is from the annotation of a GenBank genome assembly.